This is a messenger RNA of Exaiptasia diaphana, 2120 nucleotides long. Its product is annotated as location of vulva defective 1. Bases 2 to 1231 code for a protein of 409 amino acids. The transcript has 5 exons. The record is from RefSeq and is a predicted model, not a curated record. Lineage: Eukaryota; Metazoa; Cnidaria; Anthozoa; Actiniaria; Aiptasiidae. Gene Ontology annotation, molecular function: oligosaccharide binding.
UAUGGACAAACGGUGUUUGACAUUCAACUUCGAGGAGAGAACUCGGAUCUGUGAAUUGAACGACGCUGACCACAAAAAAGACCUUCGAAAGGCUCAAGGUUUUGUCUACGUUGAUAUUAAGAAGUCAACCAAGAAAUAUGAAGUCACUAGUACCAGCCCUUCUCAAACAACAUCCGGGCUAGAAACAGAUGCUAGUGCCAGUACUACUCCACCUACUAGUACCAGUACUACUCCAACCACCAGUAAUAUUCAAAUUUCCAGUCCAGAUGCUAGUGCCAGUACCACUCCACCCACUAGUACCAGUACCACUCCAACCACCAGUAAUAUUCAAACUUCCAGUCCAGAUGCUAGUUCCAGUACUACUCCACCCACCAGUACCAGUACUACUCAAACUACAAAAACGGAGACUAGUGCCAGUACUACUCAAACUACAAAAACGGAGACUAGUGCCAGUACCACUCACACUGCCAAUCCAGUUGUUAGUUCCAGUAUCACUCCACCCACCAGUACCAGUACUAUUACAACAACAAACUGGUCAGGUUCAAGUUCUUUUCUUGCUGGUCACUCGUGCAAGGGAAUCAAAGGUGAUUCUCGUGGAGAAUCUCGUAGAGAUGGAGAAUACUGGAUUGAUCCUGGGAACACUGGAMAACCCUUUACUGUCUACUGUGACAUGACUACUGAUGGAGGUGGAUGGACACUGAUUAAACGAUCAAAUYUAACCUCUACCAAACGAAAUCGAUCCGACAUAUUUGACCGGAACGACUAUCGUGCAAUUUCUAACUACAGUGAUUUGAGGCAAAACAUUCUCACCACAGCGAUUCAAGACUUAAGAAAAACGAUGGGCUUUGAUCAGCUUCGAUAUCGAUGUCGCAAGAAAAGAAUCAAUCGAACUCUUCACAUAAUGACGAUAAACAAUAACGCAGGUUAUGAAGUCCUGGAUCACUUUCUUGUUCAACCAACAUGGCCGACAGCAUGCAACUCAUUUGAAAGAUUACCAGAUGAUACAUCGAUUCUUGCACGGAAUUGCAUUAAGUGGGGUGAUUCUGGUCUAAAUAACGGGACUGACCAUUGGGGCAAGUCUUCAAAUAAAGGUCGAUACAGGGUUUAUAAUCACGUUAUUGUAUUGAAACCGAACCACCGUUUGGCAUUUAUGUCAGGAGGACCUUAUUAUUGCGACGAUUCACUUCGCUCUGUGAGCAUUGGAGACUUCUGGGAGCUUUAUGUCCGUUAAUAGACCUUUUACGUCACUACUUGAUUUCUAACGCAUUGUGGGAUUAGUUUCUAAAGAAAACAAAAGAAAUCCGCAAUGUUUUGUCCCAAACAUAUCCUACAAUGCAUUGCGUAUACGGUACAUGACGUAAAAGCUUUAGAGGUCUAUUUGAAAUAAGAUAAUCAGGGGGAUCCACUUUGUUUUCGCAUUUUCCUAAAACGAACUUUUUGUACUGUCUCUCGAACUGAUAGCAAAUGUAACAUGAAUGUAGUUAUAGCAGCGCAUCUCUUAAGUCUCAAAACGCUUUACAGUUCUGUGUGCAUACAUUACAGCCAUGUGGUAAAAGUGUUAUAUAAAGCUGCUUGCCUAAUGUAAGAUAUAAGCCAGCUUCAUCCUUCUCGGAUGCAAUUUUGUACGAUGCGUUUUAGUCAUUUUAUUUCAUUUGCAAUUUAUUUUAUUAUUAUUAUUUUUUUUUAUGCUCGAUCCACCACCGAUAAUAAUGAAUCAGUAUACGUUUAUUAAACCCUUUGCUGUCAAAUAACUAAAUUACAUGUUAGGCCAGCAUAUAUAUAAUGAAUAUUAACGCUAACAUUGAAUGGAUUAAGAUGCAAUAUAAUAGAUGCUAACGAAGAUGAGAAAAAUGGAAAACUGACUAAGGUGUAAAAUAUCUUGUAUAAUAUUUCUUUUUUCAAUAUCUCAAAGAACUUAGGAAUAAGUAAUGGAAGGAGUAAUGAUAGGAGUAAUGAUAACUUUACUUUAAGCUAAUAACAAGUCAAUAAGCACAUUUGAUUGAUAUGUUACUAGACACAUGAUGUAUUACUGUCAAAAACUCAUAUCAAAUCAACCAAUCAAAUUGCUUCCCUACAAAUUGACGUAAAUUUUCAAUAAAGUGAGUUGAGGUCAGUAGACA